Capra hircus (goat) is the source of this 3298-nucleotide messenger RNA. It is a transcript of the gene FDFT1, whose product is annotated as farnesyl-diphosphate farnesyltransferase 1. Gene Ontology annotation, biological process: cholesterol biosynthetic process; farnesyl diphosphate metabolic process. Gene Ontology annotation, molecular function: squalene synthase [NAD(P)H] activity. Bases 109 to 1524 code for a protein of 471 amino acids. Lineage: Eukaryota; Metazoa; Chordata; Mammalia; Artiodactyla; Bovidae. The record is from RefSeq and is a predicted model, not a curated record. The transcript is spliced from 7 exons. Gene Ontology annotation, cellular component: endoplasmic reticulum membrane.
GCCCCAAGCCUGUUGCGGGUGAGGGAGAGCCCGUCCCGCCCCGCGGAGGGCGCCUCUCCUCUCGGCUCGGGUCUAUGGAGGAAAAACCGCGCUGGCCCUGCGAUUCCCAUGGCCGCAGUCGCCUGCAGCACCAAGGCCAUGUCUCUCUUCAAGAGGACUUUGGUGCUGAGUCCCGGCGCGGCACCCAGGGGCGCGGGCACCCCCUCGCGCGGCUGCCCCUUGCCUCCCGCCGCCUGGCCGUCCAAGGACCGGCCGCGGGGAGAGGGCGUGUGCGGCCGGCUGCGGAGCUCCGCGGUAGCCGGCCGCUCGCCCCAGCCCCACUCCAGCACCUCCGCCUCUCCCACCGCCGUGUGUCUCCUCUCGCCGCAGGACUCGCUCAGCAGCAGCUUGAAAACUUGCUACAAGUACCUGAAUCAGACCAGUCGCAGUUUCGCAGCUGUUAUCCAGGCGCUGGAUGGAGAAAUGCGCCACGCAGUAUGCAUAUUUUAUCUGGUUCUCCGAGCUUUGGACACGCUGGAAGAUGACAUGACCAUCAGCAUAGAAAGAAAAGUGCCACUGCUACACAACUUCCACUCAUACCUCUAUGAGCCUGACUGGCGGUUCACGGAGAGCAAGGAAAAGGACCGGCAAGUCCUGGAGGACUUUCCAACGAUCUCCCUGGAGUUUCGAAAUCUGGCUAAGAAAUAUCAAACAGUGAUUGUUGACGUUUGCCAGAAGAUGGGCUUUGGGAUGGCAGAGUUUCUGGAUAAGCGCGUGACGUCUGAACGGGAGUGGGACAAGUACUGUCACUAUGUUGCUGGGCUAGUGGGAAUUGGCCUCUCCCGUCUCUUCUCGGCCUCAGAGUUAGAAGACCCCUUAAUUGGUGAAGACACAGAGCGAGCCAACUCUAUGGGCCUUUUCCUGCAGAAAACAAACAUCAUCCGUGAUUAUCUGGAAGACCAGCGAGAAGGAAGAGAGUUUUGGCCUCAGGAGACUUGGAGCAAGUAUGUGAAGAAGCUGGGUGACUUUGCUAAGCCAGAGAACAUCGACUUCGCUGUGCAGUGUCUGAACGAACUCAUCACCAACGCACUGCACCACAUCCCCGACGUCAUCACCUACCUGUCACGACUUAGAAACCAGAGUAUAUUUAACUUCUGUGCUAUUCCACAGGUCAUGGCCAUUGCUACUUUGGCUGCCUGUUACAAUAAUCAGCAGGUGUUCAAGGGGGUGGUGAAGAUUCGGAAAGGGCAAGCGGUCACCCUGAUGAUGGAUGCCACCAACAUGCCAGCUGUAAAAGCCAUAAUACACCAGUACAUGGAAGAGAUUUAUCACAGAAUUCCCACCUCUGACCCCUGCUCCACUAAAACACGGCAGAUCAUCUCCACCAUCAGGACACAGAAUCUCCCCAACUGUCAGCUGGUCUCACGGAGCCACUACUCGCCCAUCUACCUGUCAUUCGUCAUGCUCCUGGCGGCCCUGAGCUGGCAGUACCUGAGCACCCUGUCCCAGGUCACAGAGGACUACGUUCAGACGGGGGAGCACUGACUGGCUGGGUCUGGAGACGGAGCGCCCCUCCUCCCCAGCCCCCAUCUGGGAAACAGACUGACCUUCUCUUCAAGGAUGGAUGUGGGCUCCUUCUCUUUUUUCCCCUCCUGUUUUAAUCCCUCAAAGAGUUCUGUGGGCCUGGACCUUUAGAAACUGUGACCUGUGGUGGAGAAAAAGAUAGGAUUAAAGGGAAAGGACACCUUAGCCACCUGUACUCACCUGUGCAGGGUUCACGGCUGCCAUCAGGGAAGGGGCUGCAUCCGGGCGUGCAGAGGAGAUCACAGUGUGAAUACAGCCUAGAGUUACAAUUAAAUGUAUUUAAUGCAAAACAACUUUUGAAUACCUGUCGCAGUAGAAAGUGAAGUUAAUUUUUUUUCCAUUCGCUUUUUUCUUUUUCAUCGUUUUGUUUCUUCCAGUGGACUUGAAUGUAGCAGGUGUGAAUAUCUGUAGAGUUCUAGGAAAUAUUCCUAAGAAUGCAGACUGUCCGCUGCACGUGAAGCCUGGGAGGCAACUUCUGGGGAAGUUGGCAUCAUUUCCUCGUUUAAAGGGAGUUUAGGUUUCAGGAUUGCCGUUGGUCCCUUCGUAGCAGGUAAGUUUCUAGUUGAAGCUAACGUUUUUGAGAUUUUUAUAAUAAAGAACUGAAUUAUUCAGCGUUUGUCAAGAGUAGUUCACUUGAAGCCUGGACAGGCGUGGCAGGUGUGGAACUCCAGGUAAGGAGUUGGUGGUUGAGGCACGGUGGCAGGCUGCUGUCCCCAGAAAGCUGGAACCACCCAGCUGCCCAGCUCCACACUGUUCUGCCAGGAAGGGAGCAAGGGUGUCCCUUCCACUGGCCUGCUGUGCUUCUGGCCAGUUCUGUUAGCUGUGUUCAGACAUUUGAUUGAAUUCAGAGGUUAUUUUCAGCUUUGCGCUUUUUUUGUUUCUCAAGAAAGGCAGAUGUUUUUCUGGUGACUGGCUUGAAUGCCGAGUGGCACUUAGCCCCAUUCCCCCAGCACAAUGGUCUGUCUCCCUUUUCCCCCAGGCACUGCUGAGGUUUGGGCCGUGCCCACCCAGUGACUCCCUGAGGCUCAGCACAGAGCCUGAGAAUCCCUGUCGCAGGGCAUGAUAGAACUUUCCAGAAGUCGGGCUCUUGGUGUAUAUAGUGCACAGUCUAUUUUGCUUCGGCUCUUUAUGUAGUGAGUCACCGAAAGAGGUUUGUUCCAGCAAUAACUGGGUUCACACUGCUCCACUCAUACCCACACUGAUUCUGGUCGUGUGGCUGCUGCUGGCCAUCUGAUAACAGACUGAUGGUUAGUUUGACAAUAGACUUGGGGUUCUUGGAGGUUUCAGGUCCUCAGUUUAUUUGAGACUAAAACCAGUCACCACACUGACCCAAAGUUACUUGCCACUUGGGAGCACGGCUCUAAGCCAGACUCAACAGAUUUUCCAAGUAUUUGUAAUUUAAGCAUCAAAACUUAGUCUUGAUAUUCCAAGGUAGGUUGUUAAGAUUUGUAUGUUGAAACCUAUUAGUUCUGCUAAAGUUCACAUCAGACACAGGACAAGCUGGUGGCAAACCUUGGUCUGAGGAUGCACUGGAAGAUUCUCUCCUCGCUCAGCCGUGGUCUGUGGGGCUUUCUGAACCUCUAGGUGGUGUGGGUCCCUCCCAGCUGUAAAGCUGUUGGGGGUCUUGGCCCUGGUACGCACUCCUAAGCUCUUUGGAAGAACAUUUGCCUUCUAAAUGUUUCUCUACUAUUGAUAUAAUUGCCAGAUAAAUACAGGAUGUACAGUUAAAUUUGAA